AUGACCAAUUUCUCCUCAUGGCAAGAGGAUCCCUUAAGGCCGGACGAUAUGAUUGCUGGAUUUGUAUUGCUUUUUUUGGGGAUUGUAUUCAUCCUACUCUAUUCUCUGGUCGCUUAUUUUAUGUACAGUCAUGAUAAAGUAAGUUGUUAAUUAUUUAUGCAAAAUACUUGGCAUAUUUCAGGAUAUCGUCGGCUUCAGAUUCCUGUUCAGUGCGUCGAUUGCAGAUAUCCUUUUACUCUUUAAUUACACUAUAUGGCCCGCUUUUACAAUCCUCUUCAAAUCUGAACUGAUUACCACAGAUAUGAGGCACUGGGUGCAGAUGUACCUGGAUUGGGUCUGGUUCUCCAUGUGCUAUCACUACAUGGUGAUCGCCUGGUCUCGAUUUGCGGCCAUCAGAUACCCAUCUUCUUUCCGGAUACAGUCGAGGACCUUCAGUUACACUCUUUGUUUGGCUUGCUAUGUCGCCGCAAUGAUCCAGGUAGUCAUAACUUUCAAUUAGGAUAUAAUUAUAUCAUCAAUACUGCCAAUGUUAUCCUUUCAGGUGUUAUGCACCCACUUUCAAGAAUGGUAUGUGACAUUUUAUUACGAACCCAGUCACUAUGGGAUGCUCUCCGAGGACUUUGAGAAGUAUUUAAAUGAGGGGCAAUCACUUUUCUUCGCCACAUUCCACUUCCUGAUGAUCAUAAUCCCUGCUUUUUUCUAUGGAACAGCCCUCUUUCUACUCUUAAAACAACGAAAAAACGGAUUGAUUGGCCAAACGUUUACCAAGCCAGUCUCAACGCAAUCCCGAACCGAAGCCAGGUGAGUUAGAUACUGCUCAAAUAUUGAGAUACAUUGUUUAGACUCAUCAUCCCUUGUAUUUUCAACUCAAUCGUCUUUAUAAUCGGCCAAAUUGUGAUUACAAUUGGAACUGGAGAAGGGAAAUGGGCAACCUGGACUGUGAUGUUACUCUUCAGCAUGAACUCGGCUGUAAAUCCAGUGCUCUUACUCAUGUUUUCCAACAUAAUAAGGUCCGUUGACUUCUAUAUUAUCCAUAAUAAAAUGCAACAAUAAAAAUGAUUUCAGAGAAAAGUUCAAACAGUUGUUUAUCAAGCAUAAACCCCCCUUAAGCCGACUCUACAGCACCGUUCGAGCCAGAAAAGAAACCUCUUCCACCAGAUGUGUUAUGGAUAAUAUAUCUUCUGGUGAGCCUUCCAAUGAUGACAGGAUCAUAGAUCAUAGUUAUUUGUGA
Messenger RNA from Bursaphelenchus xylophilus (pine wood nematode), 1231 nucleotides. The record is from the annotation of a GenBank genome assembly. NCBI's taxonomy places the organism in Eukaryota, Metazoa, Nematoda, Chromadorea, Rhabditida, Aphelenchoididae.